Messenger RNA from Eriocheir sinensis (Chinese mitten crab), 942 nucleotides. RefSeq names its product 39S ribosomal protein L51, mitochondrial-like (gene mRpL51). The coding region runs from base 140 to 688 and encodes 182 amino acids. Gene Ontology annotation, molecular function: structural constituent of ribosome. Gene Ontology annotation, biological process: translation. Lineage: Eukaryota; Metazoa; Arthropoda; Malacostraca; Decapoda; Varunidae. The transcript has 4 exons. The record is from RefSeq and is a predicted model, not a curated record. Gene Ontology annotation, cellular component: mitochondrial large ribosomal subunit.
UCCUCCUCCUCUUCCUUCUUCUCCCCUUCCUCCUCCUCCUCGUCCCGUAAAAGAAAAGGAGCCAAGACCAAGACCAAAUUCGGACGGUGUAAACAAAAGGUCGCCGGGGGGCCGCGCACACACCGCCGAGGGAGAGACCAUGGCAAGCGUGGUGAAGAAUCUCCUUGUUCCGUUGGGCCGCCUAGCCACACCCUUAUAUGGGGCGGCAACGGCAGCGACCACAAGGACCUCAUUAGCCUGGACGCCCCUUGUGACCAGCAUACGUCAUCGCUACCACGCAGAGAAGGUGGCAAAGGGCCCGCUGCUGAGGAACUAUGGCUACAAGGAUCAGCUGCAUAAUAAGGGACUUCUACCCCGUGUAGCGGAGGAAAAGAGGAGGCUGCCCAUACCACUCUUCCGCCCCAAGAACAACUGGGCGGAGAGGCGGGCACUCUUCGGCCAAAACGACUACAUUGACAUCCUAGGCUCGGGAAACCUCCACCCAACUUCCGUGUCGUACAAUGUCCCGCUCUGGCUGCGCGGGUUCAAGGGCAACGAGUACCAGAUGCUGCUGCGGAAGAGGAAGGUGCUGGGACGCAAUAUGGCCAUCACGCGCCCCAGCAAACUGAAGGAGGCCAACAAGCGCAUCAAGUGGCUCUACCGAUACCUCAACCAGAAGACCAAAGACUACUGGUGGAAGGACGCUUAGGUGUGUGUGUGUGUAUAUGUGUGUGUGUGUGUGUGUGUGCGUAUAUGUGUGUGUGUGUUUGGGGUUAGUGAGUGGUGAAAUUGAGGGUGUUCUGUAGUGCUGGAAUAAUGGUGUGUGUGUUUUUACCAUACAGUAGAUGAGUGUGACAAUUUUGUGUGUGUGUGUGUGUUCCUCUUUCCUCACCAUGCAGAACUUGGAGGAAGGAGUUCAAUGUAUAUAAAAACUUGACCCCAAAAUAAAGAAAGGUAUAAAUA